Messenger RNA from Pogoniulus pusillus (Red-fronted tinkerbird), 6538 nucleotides. RefSeq names its product beta-1,4-galactosyltransferase 6 (gene B4GALT6). Gene Ontology annotation, biological process: carbohydrate metabolic process. The record is from RefSeq and is a predicted model, not a curated record. Gene Ontology annotation, molecular function: UDP-galactose:glucosylceramide beta-1,4-galactosyltransferase activity. The transcript has 11 exons. Gene Ontology annotation, cellular component: Golgi apparatus. The coding region runs from base 1921 to 3069 and encodes 382 amino acids. NCBI's taxonomy places the organism in Eukaryota, Metazoa, Chordata, Aves, Piciformes, Lybiidae.
CACAGGGUAAACGGCUUCCUUCCUUUUCCUGCUGCCAGUGGUCAAACCAGCUCCUGGUGUAAGUUUCUAGGACAACAGAAGACAAGUGUUUGCAAAGGAGAGCAGCUGCUCCAGAUGCUGCUGCCCACCAAGUGCAGUCAGUGAAGACCAAGCUCUUAAAUCCAGUGAAAAACUGAAGGUAUUUGUGAACAAUCCCACCAAGCCUUAGUUCCAGCAUGGUGACUGAGAUGAUGAUGUAUUGGAGGGGAGCACGUCUGAGUGAACUCAACACAGACCCGGAUUCUUACACAGCCAGGUCCUGCUGCCAUCUCAAGUGCAUUCAGGCACAGCAGGGCCCGCUGCCAACCCCUUGGCUCGCAUCUUCCAUCCGUGACAGCAUUCUGCGGAGGAACUGGGAGACGGCAGCCUUGACCCCAUCACCUGGCAACUCUCGGUAGCCGCGGUUAGCUGCCGAGGCACGGAAGAACAGCCACCUGGUGUGAAGCUUUACCUUACCGACUUCUAAAACUUUUUUUUUUUUUGCAAAGAGCUCCCGAGCAAACUGCUAGUGGCGUGUAGCUUACCACGUUCCAAUUCCGCAAAACAGGAAAGCACGGGUUCAGCCAGAGCUUUGGGAAAUGCUUUUUAAUCUGCCCAGGGAAGGGCUGCCUGCGCUCUCCCUGCGCACACUCCCGUUCCAACUAAAGUCCAGCGCGAUCCGCUCGUGGCCGCACUUGUCACUGCCGAUUGUGAAGGGAACGGAAGAAGACAACAGUACCAACAGCCGAAAAGAGGGCACUGCCCGGGCAGCCCCAGUCGCCGAGAUGCCCCACCGGUGCUGCCUCAACCGCCUGCGAGACCUGUCACUUCUCCACCCUGUCCCGGAAAGGGCCGAGGCGGCCGGGCAGGGAAAACGUAUCUCUCGCCUGGCGGCCGGGCACAACGAGGGCGCCUGGAGACAGAUGCCUGCUCUCCUGUCCUCACCGUCCUCCUCGCAGCGGCUCUUCCCUUCUCACCCAGCCCCGACGGCCGCAGGGACGCCCGCAGCCCCCAGCCCAGACCACCCCGCACCUCCCAGAGCCCCGCCAGCACAAAUGCUCGUCCACACAGCAGCCAACCAGGGGAGAGGGCUCGCUUCUCCCUGGUCGCUCAUUGGUCAGGAGCGCAGCGCGGCACCCCCGGCGGGCGCUCCCCCCACCCCGGUCCCUCCGCCGCGCGGGCGCGCUUCCGCGGCAGCUCUGCAGUCCUCCUCCGCCGCCGUCGCCGCCGCUCGCGCACGCUCCCUCCGCCGCAGUAGCAGCGGCUUGGCGGGGCGGGGCCGGGCCGGGCUGUGCGGUUGCGGCGCGCUUGCAGCGCGCUCCCUGCCAGAACGCCGGGAGGUGGGAGCGGCGGGGCCGGGCUGAGCUGGGCUGAGCUGGGCUGGGCGCGGAGGUGACUGCCUGCCGGCAGCGGGGAUGCUGCUGCUGCCGCCGCUACCGCCGCCGCCUGUGAAGGGGCAGCAGGCGGGAGAGCAGGCGGCCGCGGCGUCCGGCGGCAUGAGCAGCGGCGGGAAGGUUUCCCGACCCCCGCGGCAGCGCUAGGGGCCCUCCCUUUCCCGCUCCGGCCGCCACCUGCGAGCCGCGGCGGCGGAUUCAGCCCGCCCGGAGGCGCAGCGCGAAGCAAGGCGGGCCCCAUCCAGCCGCCCGAGACGGGGGGCAGCCGGGCCGGCCACGAAGUGCCGCCGCCCUCCCUCCUCCUUGAGCCUCCGCGCUGCCCCUGCCGGCCCCAACCGGCCCGCCCGUUGCCGGGGAGGCGGCGGGAAGGAGGGAGGGGGCGAGCAGAGCCCCCUCGUCAGCCCCUCACUGCCCGAUCCAUGGGAGGAGCGGGUCGGCUCCCUCUGGGAAGCGCCGCCGCGGCUCGCCGGGACUGAGUGGAGCGGCCGGCCGCCGGCGCGGAGAGAGGAUGCCAGUGCUCCGGAAGGUGCUGCGGGUCUCCAAUCGCUCCAUGCUGGCCUUCAUCUUCUUUUUCUCGUUCUCCUCCUCCUGUCUCUACUUCAUUUAUGUGGCUCCUGGGAUCGCAAACACAUAUCUCUUCAUGGUGCAAGCUCGUGGUAUAAUGCUGAGAGAGAAUGUGAAAACAAUAGGACACAUGAUCAGAUUGUACACUAACAAAAAUGCUACUCUGAAUGGCACAGAUUACCCUGAAGGAAACAACUCCAGUGACUGCCUUGCUCAAACAACAAUGUAUCUUCCAGAAAACUUCACAUAUUCUCCUUACCAGGCUUGUCCAGAGAAGCUGCCUUACAUGAGAGGCCUUAUUGAUGUCAAUAUGAGUGAAAUCAGUUUUGAUGAGAUUCAGCAACUGUUUUCAAAAGAUUUAGACAUUAAACCAGGAGGACACUGGAAACCAAAAGACUGUAAGCCACGAUGGAAGGUGGCAAUCCUUAUUCCUUUCCGGAAUCGCCAUGAGCAUCUACCCAUUUUUUUCCGCCAUCUGAUCCCUAUGUUGCAGAAGCAGCGACUGGAAUUUGCCUUCUAUGUUGUUGAACAGGCAGGUACACAACCUUUCAAUCGUGCAAUGCUCUUUAAUGUUGGCUUCAAAGAGGCUAUGAAGGAUGCUGUCUGGGACUGCAUAAUAUUUCAUGAUGUGGAUCACUUGCCUGAAAAUGACAGAAAUUACUAUGGGUGUGGAGAAAUGCCAAGACACUUUGCAGCAAAACUGGACAAAUAUAUGUACAUCCUUCCCUACAAUGAGUUCUUUGGUGGUGUAAGUGGCCUGACAGUGGAACAGUUCAAGAAGAUCAAUGGGUUUCCAAAUGCCUUUUGGGGAUGGGGUGGAGAAGAUGAUGAUCUUUGGAACAGGGUUCACUAUGCUGGAUAUAAUGUAACAAGACCAGAGGGAGAUUUAGGGAAGUACAAAUCCAUUCCUCACCAUCACAGAGGCGAAGUCCAGUUUUUAGGACGAUACAAGCUCCUGAGGUAUUCCAGAGAACGUCAGUAUAUCGAUGGGCUGAACAAUUUAAUAUACACUCCUAAAAUACUUGUCAGUAGGUUGUAUAAGAAUAUAACUGUUAAUCUCAUACCAGAACUUGCUCCUGUUAGAGACUAUUGAUGGAAGUGGAAGGACAGACUGCCCUACCAGAAUAAGCUUUGAACGCUGGAAGCUACCAAAAGACACUGUAAACCAAAAGCAACCCAACAAGCAGCAGCUUAGAGUUAGAGAUUUGUGACCAUUUCCAUGUAUAUUUGGGUUAAGAGAUGGUUGCAUGUACCAUGGAAGAGAAAAGCAAAGCCAAGCCAGCAGCUACCACUCAGCAGCACCCCUCAGAUGUUUACAGCAUGAGACUACUGUUCAAGCCUUCGUUCUUCAUGUUCUCUAUCUUAACCACGCAGCUAAAGAAACCGCAGACCACAGACUUGUAGCUUCUCUGGAAGUAGGGACAGAAGAGGCCACUUCUUCCAACGAUUUUUUUUAUACUAGCCCUCCUCAUAUUUAAAAGAAUGCUUUUGUUUCUUUCUAAGAUGUGUUUUGUAAAUAUGUGAUGUAAAUUAAUGUGUGUACAUGCCUUUUAAAUUGCUCACUAUCUUACGCUUCACUAGGUGUUUGAGUGUGUUCUUGUUUGAAUUCCAUAGGAAUGUUUUUCUUAGCAUGAAAGAACAAAUGUAAAAUGUAAGUAUGCUUAAAACAAGGUUAUACCUUAUGUGAAAUGAAGGAAAUAUUAAUUGUUGGCCAGCUAUGACUGUAAACUGUUAUACUAGUUUUGAGCUCUAGGCCUUUUUGCAUAUCUAUCUAGAAAAAUCAGUUUCAUAGAAGAACUUGCUAGAAAGAAAGCUUUGGAUUUUAUUUAUUGCCAGCAAAACUGUAUGAUACCUGCCUGCCACCUAGACCCUAUUUAUAUGCAUAUUGCAUGUGUAUUACUGAAAAUCUUGCAGUUGUUGCUGUUAUGAUGACCUACAGGAGCUCUUCACUGUUUCCAAGUGUGCCACUGGUGUCAAUGUCAGGGAUUUUAAUGCCUAAAACGUGUCUGGGUGCAUAAAGUAUUUUGGUAUUGUUCUUUUUUUUUUUAAUAUAAAAAAUAUAGAUAUAUCUUAGUAUACAGCACUUUUAUUCCUCCAAAAGCAGAAGAGCCAAAAAAGUGUCUUCAUUGGAAGAAUAUUAAAGUUAGAUUUUUUAAGGAAAUAAGAAAACAUAGCUCUGAAUAGUUGUACUGCUUGCAGCGUGGGAUUUUCAGAACCAGGGUGUUGGUCAGACUAUUCCACUGCUGAUGGUGUUAAGUGGAACUGAAGCAGGCCAAUCCCAAGUGCUUUUUAAAAUUCCACUCUUAAUACAUUAAUCAAUAAAGCUAUUUAAGGGCCUGUUCUUGUAGAGUGCUGAGUGCUUCUAUGAUGCACUAAAUAUCCUCAAGUCGAUGACUUUCAACGAGAUGUUGAGGUUGCACAGUCCCACUAAGGAUUGGUCCUGCCUGUCUCUCUAUUUUUGUGGUGUUGUAUGAGUAUUGAGCCUCUUUCCUUGGCUUACAAUGAAAAGCAUUUAUUUUCUGUUUGCUUGUAAUGUUAGGCUACCUGAAAGUAUCUCCCUGCUAAGCAUUCUCUUCUCCUAAUAUUUUUUUACAUCCCUUGUUAAUACUGAACAAAAGGAUGGGAUCAUUUAUUUUCUAUGUCAAUGCAAAGAUACUGAACAAGAUCUGCUAAACUAUUUUUGUCUGUCACAGUUACUCAGCUCUUUAGGAACCAAAGACUGACUUCUGCUCCAACAAAGAAUGGAAAAUGCUAUAUAAUAAGGAUUGUUUAUCCACAGAGUGUACUGUAAGGGUGUUGACAAAGAAUACUAACUUCAACUCAUUACUGUGUGUUGGCUUCCUGAGUUGCUGCCACAGGUGGUGUGGUGCUCUGUACAAUUUCAGUUUGUCUGCCAUAAACACCUUUUAUUUCUUUGUCAUCCCAGCAGCAAUUCUGCACUUAGACAUUCUUCAGCCAAGUUACCAGCUUAGUUGUAGGCAUCCCAAAUAUUUAGUAGAAGUGUAGUGAUUUAACUUAAGUAGCUAAGAACGACUAAGGAAGGGGUGUUUUGGACUCUGUUGGGAUUACCUUAAAAUCUACCAGUUUAUCCAAUAUGCUUUAUGUCCUGCAGUGCAAAUAACAAGUGAGCAUAAAGUGAACAAACUCUCCUUCAAAAGCAUGCUUAAGUGGUUUGAUCACCUCCUGAUUAUAUUUUUCUAUAACUGAGUGUAUAGAAUAUUCUGAAGCAUAUGGGCAAAGGGGGGGGGGGGAUAAUUAAUACACUGUAAGAGCAAGUAUAUCUUUAAAAUAAAAUUAGUCCUGUUUCCUAACAGGUUAAUACAACUCUUUAAGAACUGUUGAAUAGGUUUGGGUUUUUUUUUCAAGCCCUGAUGUAUUUUGAAGUGAUUGCUGGUUUUCAGUACAAGUUCAACUCCAAUCUAGCACCUAUGGCUAUGAAACAUCCUUUGGCACUUUAGGUCUGUACUGUUUUCUGAAGCAUGCUUUUGUGUCCAGUUUUUUAGGGCACUCUGUGAAAUUGAUGUGCAGUUAAACCCACUCUAAUGCAUAUAUGUGUAUAUAUCCAUACAAUAUGACACAUAGACUGCGGCUGGGCUCACAGAACCUUACAGCUGUAAGUGAUUUAAUCAUGUAGGAUGUUAGAAAAAGGUGAUUUAAACCAGUCUGUGAAGGGAUUCUGACAUAUAUCUGAGUUCUCUCAAGUUUACAUUUUGGUGCCCCAAAGUGAUGGAUGUUCAAUUAUGAAUCGUUACCCAACGCUCUUCUCUCUAUACCUUUUGUCACUUUGUUGGGAACUUGGCAAAAUUGCCAUCUGAAAUGACAGCAGAAUAGUGCUCCUAUGCUACCUGCCUGAACUCAGUACUCUUCUGCAGUGGAGUUUAACAUAGACAGUGCCUUCAAACAAAAUCAGUGUGAUGGAGGGCUAAGAGUUAGGCACAUUCCUUUUGAUACUCUCAUGGUUCUGGUAAAAUGCAGAGGAGGCAAUCACAUUGACCUUUGCAUUGCUGCCAAGGAGUGAGCAUGGAGGGAGAAGAAAGAGGGAGUAUUUUACAGGAUUCUGAGUGUCUUGCAAAUGAACAAGUGAGAACAUUAUAGAAGUAUUGACAACGGAGUCUGCUCCGUUGAUAUGCUCAGAUGCUCUUAAGCCCAUUUGCUGUAUUUCAAAUUGAAGUAGGAGAAUAUGAAAGCUCAAAUCCAUUUUGCAAUGGACAGGAUGUUGAAAAGUGAGUGCAAAAUGUCCUUUUUUCUUGGAUCUUGCCAGUCUAUUUUUCUAUUGUUCUGUUUCCUAAUGACUUUGUUGUAGUGGGUUACUAAUGAGCCAGACACAUACUGAGAGGAUCCAUUGCGUACCGGCAAGAGGAAGUGUACUUAAGAUUAUUUUAUUUCUAGAGGUAUGUAAGAUAGGCUUAAUGAAAACUGCACUGAAACAAAUGCUGGGAAUUUCCUGUGUACUAUCAUAGUUUUGGUUUGGGUUUUGGUUUUUUUCUUUUUGGUGGUUGUUCAUGAAAAUGUUUGUACUUUUUUAUCAUUGUCUUUUACGAAAUACAAUGUUCUAAAGACUG